Molecule: messenger RNA, 1559 nt
Organism: Amoebophrya sp. A25
Lineage: Eukaryota; Dinophyceae; Syndiniales; Amoebophryaceae
Source: the annotation of a GenBank genome assembly
AGCGCCUGCCCGAAAAAGAGAAUUUGAUGUCCUUUUAUUUUGCAUUUUGUAGUAGAUGUAGAAGAAGGGAAAUCUUAGGCAGCUCGCCGAAUAGAUUCAAAUCAUCAGUAAAUGUAGAAGAAGUAGCUCUAUUUGGUGGAAUAGAUACGUGUGCAUUUAUACUCAUACUAGAUCAACAACAAGAACAGAUUAGUCGUCGAUUGGAGUUGUAAAAAACGCAGCGCAACAAACUCUACAUCGCAACAAGUGUGUCUGCUCGAAAAAGAUGAGUAUGGAUUUGGCCUACAUUUCGUCUUUGUUUGGGAAGCGGGUCAUGGUACCUCCGUCAACAGGUGCAACUAGUCACGCUGCUUCGGCUGUAGGAGCGGCUGGAAGUGUAGUCGCUGCUGGAGGAGGUACUUAUUCUGUUUCACUCAGUGAAUAUCAAGAUUGAGAUCAUGGACGAGCAGAGAGAUCAAAUUGAUGGAGACCAAAUGUAACGCCUGUGAGAGAUGAAAGUUUUUAUUUUCAGCAUUUUUCUUUUAUGAUACUCAACGUCAUUGACAAUAUCAAUAUCUUGAACAUCUUCUAUUCAUGCUUGCUCCUUCCCUUUUACCACCUUGCCUCUUGUUUAGCUUUGAAAUUGCAUCCCAAAAUAACAGCAACGGCGUCAAGCACGACUUUGUCUUCAAAGACAGCUGCUGCAUUCGCACCACCAACUCGUGGAACGAGUGGCUCCUUAUCGAUGACUGGCGCUCCAACUUUUCGUUGUGUUCCUACUGUAACUGGAUUUUAUCAGCCGUUACCGCGACCUGAUGGUUACCGAGUACAGACCGUCUGUCCAGCAUUUAGAAGACCAGAAACAGCCAAUAUUCUACGACAAGAUGGAACCUUUACUGAAGUAGUAGGUGGAGGUGCUGACACAACCACCGGCACCGCAUCUUCCUCCUCUUCCUUGUCUUCUGGAGGAGGUGCAACAGCCAGCACGACAAGAUCUGGUAUUGCUGGUGCAGAAGCAGGAGGAGCUGGUGCAAAUGCCUCUACUUCUAGUAUAGCAGGAGGAGCGUCAGGUGCAACAAUAACAACUUCAGAAGGAGACGGCGAACUAGAUCUGAGAAAUCCAGCGCUUUACAGCAAGUUCGACCAAGAUGGAUUUCCGACCCACGAUAGGAACGGAGAAGAAUUGACCAAGAACCAGUAUAAGAAAGUGCGCAAGCUGAUCGAACAGGAGCGCAAGAAACAAGCGAAGAAGAAGUAAAGUAGAUGUGAGAAGAUUAUUAGUUCGUCGUGAUGAGGUCGUGGUAGAAGUAGAAAAUUCUUGUGACUUCUACGCGAAAUGGAGUUUUUUACGUAAUAUCUUGCGACUGGCACAGCAACACAACAGGUGCUAUUCGUCCUUGACAUGAAGAAACUACGAAACCCGUGCUUCUUCAGAUUGAGACCCAGAGGCCCCUUCUGAAUUUUGUUGCCUCUUAUACUAUUUACAGUACUUAGACGUUGAUGCCGUAAAUCCAAGCCCAAGUAGACUGGUCGAGGUUACAGUUGUACUUAAACCUUGAUGCCGUAAAUCCAAGUAGACU